AUGCGAUUUGGCCGCUCUCUCCGUUUCCCUCGCUUCCCCUCCUCCCUUCAUGGCCCACACCUCCGGCUGCAGGACCCCCGCGGCAGCGACGUCCUCCGGUGGCACACCUCCCUCCUCUCCCAGCACGCCCGGCGGGGCCAGCUCGACAAGGCCCGGUCCCUCUUCGACUCCAUGCCCUUCAAGAACGUCGUCACCUGGAACGCCAUGCUCUCGGCGUACGCGUCCUACGGUCAUCUCGACGAUGCCCGUCAGCUGUUCGACCGAAUGCCCAACAGGAACGUCGUCUCCUGGACGUCCAUGCUCUGCGCGCUGCUCCGAGCCGGGCGCACGCGCGAGGCGAAGGCCCUCUUCGACACGAUGCCGCAGCGGAAUGUGGUCUCUUGGAAUGCGAUGGUUUCCGGGCUGGCGCGGAACGGCGAGCUCACCGAGGCGAGGCGGAUAUUCGACGCAAUGCCGCAGAGAGACCGAGCAUCAUGGAGUGGGAUGAUCGCCGCCUACGCCGAGCGGUCGCUUAUGGGGGAGGCGCAGCGGCUAUUCGAGCAGGCCAGUGGCGCCGCCGACGUGGUGUCGUGGACGGCCAUGAUCGCCGGGCAUUGCCGCGCGGGGGACGUCGGAGAAGCCCACCGUUUCUUCCGGGAGAUGGCUCCAGCGAUCAGGAACGUCGUCACCUGGACCGCCAUGAUCGGCGGCUUCGCGUGGAAUGGCCGCCACGAGGCGGCGCUCCGCCUGUUCCUGGAGAUGAAGCGGACAUCUCCGGUGGAACCAAAUAGCGAAACGCUGAUAGCUCUUCUCUACGCCUGCACGGGCCUCAGAUUUCCCACUCUUGGCCGGCAGGUCCACGCUCAGACGGUGGUCAACGGGAUGACGGUGGAAAAUGGCGGGGACGGGCGGCUGGGCUGGUGCCUGAUCCAGAUGUACGCCCGUCUGGGGGCCGUCGACUGGGCUUGCUGGAUCUUCCGGCGAGAUCCUCCGGCGAGCUCCUCCGGCGAGGACACCAUCUGCUGGAACUCGAUGAUCUUUGGGUACGCGCAGGCCGGGCAGCUGGACGAAGCCCGCCGCUGGUUCGACGGGACACCCUUCCCCGACCAGAUCACGGCGACUACCAUGAUCUCCGCCUACCUCGACGCCGGCGAGGUGUCGCCGGCGCGAUUACUGUUCGACCAGAUGAAAGUGAAAGACAGCGUCGCGUGGACGGCGGUGAUCUCCGGGCUGGUGCAGAACGAGCUCGUGCACGAGGCCAUGAAGGUGUUCUCGGAGAUGAAGGCCGCGGCGGUCCCGCCGCUGGACCACACGUUCGCCGCGCUGCUGGGCGCCGCCGGUUCGGCGGCUUGCCUGGAGAUGGGGCAGCAGCUGCACGCGCUGGCCGUGCGCACGCGGCCGGCGCUGGACACGGCGGCGGGCAACGCUCUGGCGGCAAUGUACUCCAAGUGCGGGGACGUCACGGCGGCGCUGCGGGCCUUCUCCGCCAUGCCGUCCCGCGACUUGGUCUCCUGGAAUACCAUGAUCGUCGGGCUGUCGCACCACGGGCUCGCCGGCGAGGCGCUCGAGCUCUUCCACGGCAUGCCCAUGGCGCCGACCGGCGUGAGCUUCCUGGGGGCGCUGACGGCGUGCAGCCACGCCGGGCUGGUGGACCGAGGGAGGGAGAUCCUCCGGUCGAUGCCGGCGCCGGGGGUGGAGCACUACGCGUGCAUGGUGCACCUGCUGGCGCGAGCUGGGCGGGCGGCGGAGGCGGAGUGCCUGGUCUCGGCGCUUCCGGCGGGAGCGCCGGCUCUGUGGGGGCCGCUCGCCGCCGCGUGCGCAGCAGUGGAGGGGGCGGCGGCGGCGGCGGCGGCGGCGGUGGGAGAGAGGGCGGCGAGGAGGGCGAUCGAGGAAGAGCCGAGGAACGCGGCGGCGCUGGUGGGGCUGCGUCGGCUGUACGCGGCGGCGGAGCGGAGAGCGGCGGAGGGGGCUGUGGGGGAGGAGAUGAGGGCGAAGGGGGUGAGGAAAGCGCCGGGGAUGAGCUGGGUGGUGGUGAGGGGGAGGACCCACGCCUUCCUCUCCGGCGACCGGUCCCACCCACAGAGCGAGGAGAUACGCGCCCUCCUCACCUGCAGCUGGUUCCACUGCCGUUGCCCCCUAUAG
Molecule: messenger RNA, 2121 nt
Organism: Spirodela intermedia
Lineage: Eukaryota; Viridiplantae; Streptophyta; Magnoliopsida; Alismatales; Araceae
Source: the annotation of a GenBank genome assembly